CAGAAAGGGGCUAAUUUUGUUAAUUAACAAUUUAACAUUCAAAAGCUGCUAGUUGCAGAGGAGCCCUUCUAUUCUACAAGCCUCGUUUCGCUUCACCAAGAGUGUAUUAACCAAUCAGAUCUUUCCUGUACCGGUACCGUCAAAUUUGGACCCCUUGCGUUUUUCCUGUAACUUGGUAGUUACUAGAAAGCCUAAGAAUGGCUGAUCGACAGCUAUUGGAUCAACAGCCACCUGCUGAUGCACAGAUGCAGUCUCCUCUGCCAGGAGAGGAUAUGAUUGCUUGUGUGAUGGCUCUCGAGGCUGCUUUGCUUCCAUGCUUGCCAGCAAGAGAGCUUCAAGCGAUUGACCGUUCGCCCCACCCUUCACAUCAGAUUGAUGUGGAGAGACAUGCCAGAGACUUUAUGGAGGCUGCAAAGAAGCUCCAGCUUUAUUUCAUAGGUCUGCAGCGGGAGGAUCAACCAACCAACGCCGAACUGCUCAAGAAGGAUAUUGCUGUGAUGGAAGAAGAGCUGAAAACGAAGAAUGAGCUUAUCAAGAAGCAAGAAAAACUGAUUCAAGGAUGGAGGAAGGAAUUACAAGACCAGUUAGAAAAGCACAAAGUUGAGUUAGAGAGGGUAUGAUUUUAAUUGGUUAGAAGAGACAUGAGAUAUGUGUUUGGAGUGUUGGACGCACAGUCGCACACCAUCUAUGUAAACUGUUCUCCUGUUAGAGAUCCUUGAGAGUCGGAAAUUAAUUAGAAAACCAUAACUGUGUAAUAAUUUUGCAGUAAAUUAUGAUUAUAGGAGUAAAAAUCUAUCCUUGUCAGUCCCAAGCACUACUAGUCAAGCAUGAAAAUAAUUUUAUAUAUUCAUGAUUUGUAAUUAUAAUUAGA
Daucus carota subsp. sativus is the source of this 871-nucleotide messenger RNA. Its product is annotated as mediator of RNA polymerase II transcription subunit 28. Gene Ontology annotation, biological process: regulation of DNA-templated transcription. The transcript has 4 exons. The coding region runs from base 198 to 620 and encodes 140 amino acids. Gene Ontology annotation, cellular component: mediator complex. NCBI's taxonomy places the organism in Eukaryota, Viridiplantae, Streptophyta, Magnoliopsida, Apiales, Apiaceae. The record is from RefSeq and is a predicted model, not a curated record.